Molecule: messenger RNA, 1011 nt
Organism: Colletotrichum higginsianum IMI 349063
Lineage: Eukaryota; Fungi; Ascomycota; Sordariomycetes; Glomerellales; Glomerellaceae
Exons: 2
Coding region: 1-1011 (336 amino acids)
Source: RefSeq, a predicted model, not a curated record
AUGGUGUCUGCAGUAUACUCGAAAGCCACAUGGGCCCUUUUGCUCGCUGCGAUGCUCACUAGCGUCCAAUGUCUUCCGGGACCGAUACACCUGAACUCAAGGGAGGAAAGUCCAGCGGAUGCAGCGAAUAGAGUGCCACAGGGUAUCACUCCAGCCAAAGAUGGCUCUGUGAUUCUGGAUACGACGGAAACAGUGAAUGGCCUGAAGAUACGUUUUCGCAUCAGUGGUCCCGCUGGCGAGUUUACCACUGCCAGUAAAGUCCCUGGUGGCGGCAAGACAACCGGCGCCCAGGGAGACCUCGGACUCCAUGUUCUGCUCCAUGGCGAUAGCGGCCAGUCGUUCUUUCAAAUGCCCAACCAGGGCGUCAAGAACAACCUGGCCGGAGUGGCCGUCCUAUCACCGGAUAGGAACCUCCAUUGGGGAGGCGGACGUGGUCUGAAUCGCACUGACGGCGUGGCCCAUGCCAAAGCCGUCAACGACCUCGUCUUCCAGAUACUGCCCAGGUAUAUGGCUUUCAACUCUUCGAACAUCUUCUUCACCGGAGUAUCGGGCGGCUCACUGAUGCUCUCCGGCUUCUUCAUCCCCACCCAUAUCGGCAAUUUUGCCGGGAACGGAGUGCUGUUGGGUUGCGGUGCCAUGGAGCCUCAGGUGGAAGUAUCGCAGGCGUCCCGCGACGCCCUCAGAAAGACUCGUAUACACUAUCAGUCCUCCCAGAAAGAGCUGGAGGACCUCCGCAACUCGAUCCCGGCUUCGAUCAAGGCCUACGAGAAGAUGGCCAAGGACAUGGGGAUGAAAACGGAAGAGAUUGACAAGCUUCAGACGGCAGACAACAAGCCCGACGCGGAACACUGCCGAUUCGACGAGAAAGGGUUUGAUUCCGGCAUUCAGCUCAUUGUCGACAACUACGGGGCCAUCAUGCAGGGUGGCAACGGCGAGGUUCCGGGGAUCGGUAACGUGCUGAAGGGGGUUUCGGGACAGGAGCUGAAGUUUGCGGGGACUGAUGGUCGCUGA